Messenger RNA from Prunus armeniaca (apricot), 3480 nucleotides. Lineage: Eukaryota; Viridiplantae; Streptophyta; Magnoliopsida; Rosales; Rosaceae. The record is from the annotation of a GenBank genome assembly.
AUGGCUAUCACCACAACCAUCAUUCCCACCACAGUUUUUGUUGUCGCCGCCACCAUCACCGACAUUGUCGCUACCCCUAGCACCAUUGCCACCUCUACCUCCACCACCACCCCUAUCGUCACCAACACCAACACCACCGCCAAUACCAUCACCAUCACUGCCACCACUACUACCCUUACCCCUAUCUCCACCACCACUACCACUCCCACUAUCAACCCCACCAUCAACCCCCCACGGUCACCACCAUCACAACCACUGCCAGCAUCAUCACCAUCACCGCCACCACUCCCACCACCACCACCUUCACCACCUCCACCACCUCACAGCCACCGCCACCACCACUACCUCCCCCACCAUCACCCACAAACCACCAUUGCCACGGCCAUCGCCAUCACCACCAUCAUCACCACCCCUAAACCCUUUGUUUUGAGUGCUAUAAACUCCAUUAAAAUCAAUAAUAAAACUCUAACAAACUCAAGGCUUCAAGAUACUGGAGAGAGAGAGAAGGAGGCUCCGCCUACACUUACAGCUACACAAACCCCAAAACCUGUCAUAAGGCGUGGAGUUUCGCAGUUUAGUGUGUUGCAAAUGGAAGUGGAAUACGAUAGAGAUGACUCUCCAAUGAGAGAGCAUCGGGAGGAAGGGAUAUAUGAUGAUUUAGAUGAGAAUGGGACGGACAAAUCAAGCAGGCAUCGCAGCAAGGAUCGGAAGAAGAGUAGCCGAGGGGAAGAGAAGGACACUAGAAGUAAAGACCGGGAGCGUUCGAGGAGAAGUAGUGAUGAUUUUGUGAAGGAAAGAGAGAAAGAAUCGAAAGAUUCAGAAAAGGAUCGAGUAUCUAGCAAGGAAAGGAGGAAGGAUGAUAGAGAUGACCGCUAUAAGGACAAGAGUAGAGAUAAUAAGGUGAGGGAGAAAGAUUAUGAUCGAGAGAGUCAUAGAGAAACAGAGCAUGAGAGGGGGAAAGAUAGAAAGGAUAGGGGAAAGGAAAAAGAGCGGGAGAAGGAGAGAGAGGUAGAGAAGGAUAGUGAUCGAGGACGAGACAAGGAGAGGGGGAAAGAAAAGAUUAAGGACAGGGAUAAGGACAAGGAAAGGGAAAAGGAAAGAGACAGGGCAAAAGAAAAGGAAAGAGAAAAAGAGAGAGAAAAACAUAAAGAUAGAGAGAAAGGGAGGGAGAACUAUAAAGAUACCGAUAGGGAUAGGGUGAAAGAAAAAUACAGGGAAAAGGAGAGGGAGGCGGAUCAAGAUAAGGAUAAAUCAAGAGAUAGAGUAAGCCGGAGAAGCCUUGAUGAGAAUUAUGAAUGGAGCAAGGAUGGGGGAAGAGAUGAUAAAGCUAAGCUAAAUGAGGAGUAUACCGGGGAUAAAGACAUUAAGCAAGGGAAGGUGUCCCAUAAUGCUGAGGAUGAACGGAAGGCUGAGGGCUUAUCAGGCGGAGCACAUCUAUCAGCAUUGGAGCUUGAGGAACGCAUCAUGAAGACAAAGGAAGAGAGAUUAAAGAAGAAGAAAGAAGAUGUUCCUGAGGUUUUAGCAUGGGUCGGUAGAAGUCGUAAGCUCGAGGAUAAAAGGAAUGCUGAAAAGCAGAAAGCAUUGCAGCUUUCUAAGAUUUUUGAGGAACAGGACAAUAUUGGUCAAGGAGAGAGUGAAGAUGAGGAGACAGCCCAGGAUACCACUCAUGAUCUAGCUGGGGUUAAAGUUCUUCAUGGCCUUGACAAAGUAAUGGAAGGUGGGGCAGUUGUUUUAACACUCAAAGAUCAGAACAUUCUAGCUGAUGGUGGCGUUAAUGAAGACAUUGAUAUGCUUGAGAAUGUGGAAAUUGGAGAGCAGAAGCAACGAGAUGACGCUUACAAGGCAGCAAAGAAAAAGACGGGGAUUUAUGUUGAUAAGUUUAACGAUGACCUUAAUACAGAGAAGAAAAUUCUUCCACAAUAUGAUGAUCCAGUCCCAGAUGAGGGGUUAACUUUAGACGAAAGAGGACGCAUUACUGGUGAAGCAGAAAAGAAACUCGAAGAGCUGCGUAAGAGGAUACAGGGUGUUCCCACGAACAACUGCUUUGAAGAUCUCAACAUGUCUGGAAAUAUCACAUCUGAUUUUUAUACUCAAGAAGAAAUGCUUCAAUUUAAAAAGCCCAGGAAAGGGAAAAAGAAAACCUUGCGAAAGAGGGAGAAGCUAGAUUUAGAUGCCCUUGAAGCAGAAGCUGUGUCUGCAGGAUUGGGUGUUGCAGACCUUGGUUCUAGGAAUGAUACAAAGAGGCAAGCCAAUAAAGAGGAGCAAGAAAGAUUGGAAGCUGAAAGGAGGAAUAGUGCAUACCAGUUGGCUUAUGCUAAAGCAGAUGAGGCAUCUAAAUCGUUGCGUCUGGAACAAACUCUUACUGUUAUACCAGAGGAAGAUGAAACUCCUUCCUUUGCAGAUGAUGACGAUGAUCUCUAUAAAUCCUUAGAGAGAGCAAGGAAAUUGGCUCUUAAAAAGAAAGAGGAGGAGACGGCAUCUGGUCCACAAGCAAUUGCACUCUUUGCCACCACCACGGCCAGCAGUCAGACUGCCGAUAAUCAAAUCCCCUCAACUGGAGAGUCACAGGACAACAAGGUUGUCUUUACAGAGAUGGAAGAGUUUGUCUGGGGCCUCCAGCUUGAUGAAGAAUCUCACAAGCCUGAAAGCGAAGAUGUUUUUAUGCAAGAAGAUGAAGAGCCCAAACCUUCCCAUGAAGAAAGAAUGAAUGAACCUGGUGGAUGGACUGAAGUUAAAGAUAUGGAUGAAGACGAAAAACCUGCUACUGAGGAUAAGGAGGAAAUAGUUCCCGAUGAAACUAUCCAUGAAGUUGCGGUCGGGAAGGGCUUAUCAGGUGUGCUGAAGCUGCUUAAAGAUCGGGGAACCCUUAAAGAAGGUAUUGAAUGGGGUGGCAGAAACAUGGACAAGAAAAAGAGCAAGCUUUUAGGCAUUGUAGAUGAUGAUGAUGAGCCAAAGGAGACCCAUACAUCACGUCAAAAAAAGGAUGAACACAAGGAUACUCGUCCAUCCUCUUCCAGCCAUCAAAAGGAGACUCGUCCUUCAAAAGUCUAUCAAGAAAAGGAUAUUCACAUUGAGAGAACUGAUGAAUUUGGCCGAACUUUGACACCGAAGGAAGCCUUUCGGAUACUUUCUCAUAAGUUCCAUGGGAAGGGGCCUGGCAAAAUGAAGCAAGAAAAGCGAAUGAAGCAAUACCAGGAAGAACUGAAGUUAAAACAGAUGAAGAGUUCAGAUACACCAUCACUGUCUGCGGAGAGGAUGAGGGACACUCAAGCUCGCUUGCAGACACCCUAUCUUGUACUCAGUGGUCAUGUUAAACCAGGGCAAACGAGCGAUCCCAGAAGUGGUUUUGCUACAGUUGAGAAAGAUUUCCCGGGGGGCUUGACGCCCAUGCUUGGUGACAGAAAGGUUGAAAACUAUCUGGGGAUAAAGCGCAAAGCAGAGCCCGAAAGUUCAGGAACACCAAAGAAGCCUAAAACUUGA